Molecule: messenger RNA, 4117 nt
Organism: Xyrichtys novacula (pearly razorfish)
Lineage: Eukaryota; Metazoa; Chordata; Actinopteri; Labriformes; Labridae
Source: the annotation of a GenBank genome assembly
GCCAAUAACCUAUCAAGCUCCUAAACACUUCCUGGUCUUGAAACACGCUAGUUGUAAACACUGAGGGUGACGGGGUGAAGUGACCUGUCCCGCCGUGAACUUUGAGACAGAUUUCGAGAUUUGACAAGAAUAAAGACACAAGGAGAGGAAAAUGCGGAAUGUUUAGAGAACGUUUUUGGUGAGUAAAUGUCACGCUAACUUGGUUUAAUCAAAGCUCUCUGUUUAGGUUUCAGCCUUCUUAUGUAGAUAAUAUAACGGCCUAUUGAAAACUACCUAUUUAAGUACAAGUAUACCUACAUGUCUUUUCAGUUUUUCAAAGUUUCAGAGUAAUCUUUAGUAAAUUACAUAAUGAAUAUACCUUUCAGAGACUCCUAUUUUAAUCUACUCAGUCGCAGGUUGCUCUAUCCACUGUCUUGAUUAAGAUGUACAUGGUAGUAAAAGUUGCUCCAAACGAGGGAUGCACCAAUCCGAUAUUUUGAUCGAAUAUCGGAUGAAUGACGCCGAUCUAGUGUUCCGAUCCAGUCUUCUUUUCUUUUAAUACAUGGAAUUCUCACUUCUUUUGCUGUGUGCUAAUGUGCAAUUUGUUAAUUAUAUUAAGUAAAUGUAUAUCUGUGUUAAUUUGUUACCUUUUUUUAACAAGGAUAAUGUCAAGCCUGAUGCCCUCACUCACAGGGCAAGGUAUACAGGUUAUUCAUUCAACAGUAGUAUUAUAUUGGUAUCGUAUAUCGGCUGAUAUGCUCAGCCCAGGUAUGAGUAUCGGAUUAGAGUGGAAAAAAAUGGUUAGGUGCAUCUCUACUCCAAUCAGCUUGCUCCAACUCCAUACCACAUUAACAGUAUAUUAACGAGAAUAUUGAUUUACUGAUAUGGUUAAAGCUUCUGUUUUCUGUUACAUCCUGUUUCUUUCUUGCAGUUUGUCCUGCCAACUCUGUCUAUAAUCCCUCCAAUGAUGGCCGGGAACUUCCAAAGAGCUUUAAAACUGAGAUCGGCUCUCAGACAUCUAAACCUCCACAGCUCACUUUCAUCUACAGCCACUGCCAGACACUCACCUGCUGGCCAUUGCAGUCACUCUCCAUCCACCACUUCAUGGCAGUUUGCCGUCUGCCAUCGAAAGCUGCACACUGGAGGAGAUGAGCUCAAGCCGUCUCCGGCUGCAGCCCCAGAGAGACUUCCUUUUUCCAGAAUAACUCCAGAAGAUCUGGCCUUCUUUAGAGAGAUCCUACCAGGGAGAACCAUCACUGACCCGGACCUGUUAGAGUCCAGUAAUGUGGAUUGGCUCAAGACAGUGAGAGGUGAUGGCUACAAAUUAAAUCAGCCCAUGACACUCAAUCAUGUAUUUUAUUUGAUAUAUUUUAAAGUGGAUGUUUUUAAUGUUUAUAAUUCAUCCUCUGUAGGUUCCAGUGAAGUGUUGCUGCGACCACAAACAACAGAAGAAGUUUCACGAAUACUGAAGUAAAGCACAAUCAGAUAUUGGAAGCAAAUCUACACAAAUGAGGGAUUUAUUAGGUACUUAAAGCAGUUGUAUUUUACCUCUGACAGGUACUGUAACAGCCGUAAUCUGGCGGUGAACCCUCAGGGAGGAAACACCGGGCUUGUUGGGGGAAGCGUGCCGGUUUAUGAUGAGAUCAUCCUCUCCACCGCCCUUAUGAACAACAUCCUCACCUUCCAUAGCAUCUCGGGUCAGUCUUAAACUUAAUUUAUGUUAUGAACAUACAACUAAUUAAACUCCAACUUAAGGGUUUUUAAUUAAAAUUUUCAGGGAUUUUGACCUGCCAGUCUGGCUGUGUCUUGGAGAACUUGUCUCUGUACCUAGAGGAGCGAGACUUCAUCAUGCCACUUGAUCUUGGAGCGAAAGGUAGUUGCCAUAUUGGGGGUAAUGUGGCGACUAAUGCAGGUGGACUCCGGCUGCUGCGAUACGGCUCCUUACACGGCACUGUGCUGGGCCUUGAAGUGGUGAGUGGCGUAGAAAAUAUAACAUGCAAUUUGAGUAGGAUUGCAACACAACCCCAAAUUCCAUAAAAGCUUGAAUGCCAUGUAAAAUGAUAAUGACUUCCUCUUCUUCCCACUUUUUUUGGAUCAGAGGAUGAGGCAUCCAUGAUUUCCAAAAUGAAUGUCAAGUUUUAAAUUGAUAGACCACAAGACUGUCUUUUAACAAACCCCUGUCCUUCUUAAAUGUGCACUGACCCAGAGAAGUCACAUUUCAGGGUUUCAGCAGCUCAUGGAUUUGGGUUUGUGCAGUCACAGGGGAGGAUGAGGAGUCUAAAAUUGUGUGUUUUUAAAUGUGGCAUGUACAGGUUUUGGCAGAUGGACAAGUACUGGACUGCUUGGCGACUCUGCGGAAAGAUAACACAGGAUAUGAUCUCAAGCAGCUGUUCAUAGGUUCUGAGGGAACGCUGGGGGUCAUCACUGCAGUGUCCAUCCUCUGUCCAAGAAAACCCAGAUCUGUUAAUGUUGUUUUUCUGGGUAGGAACCACAAACACAUGUUCGGUCAGGUGAUUUCAAACUGAGUGUGUUUCACAGUCAAAUGGAUGUAUUAUUUUACCCUCUUUACUCUUGAAUAGGCUGUGAGACGUUUGAGCAGCUGCUGAAGACAUUCCAGCUCUGCAGAGGCAUGCUGGGAGAAAUUCUGUCAGCCUAUGAGUUUCUGGACAGUGAGUGUAUGAGGCUACUGAACACACACCUCAAACUACCCAACCCUAUUUCAGGUAGGGAAACACACACAUAUCUAUCACACACCUAUUUUAUAGCACAAUGACACACACGCCAAAUUACUCCCUCUAUCUUGCAGAUUGUCCGUUCUACGUUGUCAUAGAAACAUCUGGAUCUGACGCCACUCAUGAUGGGGAGAAACUGCACAAUUUUUUAGAUGAGGCGAUGACGUCGUCGUUGGUCAUGGAUGGCACCGUGGCGACAGAGGACUCCAAAAUAAAGGUACUACACAUCAGCAGCUAAAAACAGUCGCAAGUAGAUGUCCUGUUAAAGUUUGUUACAUGUGAAAGGACUACCUGGGAAUUUAUUGACAAAAACAAAACUAAACAUGAGAGUCUUGAAACAUCAGACUGGGGUUCUUUCCUGGAUGCAAAUGGGGAUUACUCAACUUUGCCUCCCCUCUGUUCUCAGGCUUUGUGGUCGAUGCGAGAGCGUGUCACAGAGUCUUUGACUCAUGAUGGCUUCACUUACAAAUAUGACAUUUCACUUCCACUGGAGCAACUCUACCAGCUGGUGACGGACAUGAGGGAGCACCUGGGUGACCGAGCCAAAAGUGUGGUGGGAUACGGACACGUAGGUAAGACUAGAAGACUGGAAGAUGCGACAGGUGUUUUUUUUUUUUUUUUUUUUGGUAAAUUCAUUACUGUUGCAACAUCUCCUUCUGCAUAGCCAAAUACUCACCUUUGGCUUUCUUAUCGGCUCUUUCAGGGGACGGAAACCUCCAUUUGAACAUCACCUCUCCAGCUAAAGAUCCAGCUCUCCUCGCUGCUAUUGAGCCGUUUGUUUACGAGUGGACGGCCAAAUGUCAGGGCAGCAUCAGCGCAGAGCACGGACUGGGCCUGAAGAAGAGAAACUACAUCUAUUACAGCAAACCCAGCCAGGCUGUGGCUCUGAUGAGUAACAUCAAGGCCAUGCUGGACCCCAAAGGCAUCCUCAACCCGUACAAGACUUUACCUGAUAACCUGAAAUGACCCGGGCUGCCUUAAAGAUGAGAGACUGAGAGUUAGGAGGUGAUUUCUGCACAGAUGAAUUUAAAGCGUCACCCUCGUUUCAUGUGGUUUUUGUGGCAGCCCUUUCAUGCCUUUUUUGCAGAAUGGUAGGUUUUGCAGAGAGUUGACAUUUGCCCUGCAAGUUAUAAACUCAACUACCUCAGCUGCUCCCAUUCGAGAGCAGCCUUAGUCUUAUUCACUCCAUGCUCUUUGGAAUAUAUGUAAGGUGUUUGAUUAAUACGCUUGUGUAACAGAUGAAAAACCACAAAAUACACGUGUAACUUCAAGCAAAGCUGAUCUAAGCCAUAACAGGCAAACAGAUAAUGACAGUGAGCACAGUGUUGUCAGAGUAUAAACAGAUUAUGUGAAGAACCUGUUGUUAUGUUUGAUGAAUAAAACCUGACUGAUGUGCUGAUUUUAAA